AAUUUUUGCUCUUCAUUUGCAGUCAGAUUCUGAGUGCAUCAUCUUCCAGCUGGUGAAUGGUAUCUAAAGUCUUCCUGAGGUCUUGGUCCCAUGUAUCUAAAAUGAUGUCGGGGGCACGAACAUACCAACUCAAACCGAGUCGUCUUGGUGUAGAGGUAUUCGGUAUCGAUCUUGCUCAACAACAACCUCAGGGUGUGAUUGACCAAAUAAAAGAGGAUGUGACGCAACACAGGCUUAUGAUCUUCAGGAACCAGAGCCCUAUCUCCGGGGACCGUCACGUGGAGAUCAGUCUCUGGUUUGGGGAGCUCGAGUCCACCUUCUACAAGCAUCCCAAGUCGCCCCACCCCGACGUGUUCAGGGUCUCCAACGUGGAGAGCGAGGGAUGCAGGGGGGUGGGGCGGACAGGGUGGCACAUUGAUGGGAGCUUCCAGCCGGCCCCCUUCAACUACUCACUCUACUACAUGCAUGUGGUCCCCAAGGAAGGCGAUACAGUAUUUGCCCCUCUGAAUGAGAUUAUCGAAGGUCUUUCUGAGGACCAGCAAGCUAAAUGGGAUAAGCUGUACAUGAUGAGUGAUAGACGGGGCAGCUUGGUCCAUCCGCUCGUCUACUCUCAUCCUCGGACAGGUAAAAAGGUGAGUACCAGUAACCUUAAAGGGGAAGUGUACCCUGAUAUUAAGUUGGUUUUUAUAAAAGCAAAAAAAUGAGAAUACAAAUUAGUGAAAGUUUGAGGAAUAUGCGAUUAAAAAAAGGAGCGUUUUGAAUUUUUGAAUUUAUCUAAUAGGUUCUGGAAGAUAUUAAGUACCUGCUGCUCCAAGAGGUGGGUGCUGAGUAGCAUCGCUUUAUGCCUAUCUGAGAAUAGAUGAGUUAUAAGAUGGAAGGAGAAGUUCCCUGGACCUGUUUACAUACAAUCCCAGAGUACAGAAGUGUGACAUCAUACUGGCCAGUGGCCAUGUUGUCAAGGUUGCUGGUUCCAAACAAUUUUGUGCUGAACAAUGGUGUGGUGAUCACACCAUUGCCAAAUACUGAAAUUGCCCUGCUCCAGCCCGUUGCUUGAAUGAUGUUGCGGUGAACCUCAUGCAUGAACUCUGAUGUUUGGAACCAGUUACCUAGAUGACGAGCGAAUAUGACGUCAUCAUUUCAGUUUCGUUUGUUAUAAAGCUAGAUGAUAAUUUUUCAAGUCAACCCUAUCAAUUCACACAUACUCUCACAAUGCUUGGACAGAAUUAAGUACCACUGGAUGCGUAAAUUCCACUGCAAGGUAUAUAUGUCCACUAAAACGGAAAUUUAUUUUGUAUCUGUGUUUUAUCUUGAUGGGUCAAGAACUAUUCCCAUUGCUGGGAUUCCUUAGUUCCUAAAUGCUUUAGAUGUUUA
Strongylocentrotus purpuratus (purple sea urchin) is the source of this 1371-nucleotide messenger RNA. RefSeq names its product alkylsulfatase. Bases 57 to 704 code for a protein of 215 amino acids. Lineage: Eukaryota; Metazoa; Echinodermata; Echinoidea; Camarodonta; Strongylocentrotidae. The transcript is spliced from 3 exons. Gene Ontology annotation, molecular function: oxidoreductase activity. The record is from RefSeq and is a predicted model, not a curated record.